This is a messenger RNA of Trichomonas vaginalis G3, 1635 nucleotides long. Its product is annotated as glycoprotein 38 family. Lineage: Eukaryota; Parabasalia; Trichomonadida; Trichomonadidae. The record is from RefSeq and is a predicted model, not a curated record. The transcript has a single exon. Bases 1 to 1635 code for a protein of 544 amino acids.
AUGUUUGCAUUUUUCUUGAACAAUAUUUGCUCAACAGAUAUAUCCAUUGAAGGAUGCAGUUAUAGUAACUCAAUCGAUGUAUAUCCGCCAUCAAAACUCAUUACAAAAACUGUUUCGAAAGGCUCAGUUUUAUGCAUAAAAGGGUCAGUGCUUAUAAAAUCUGAUAAUCAAUUCGUAGCUACAUAUAAGAUUUCUAAAAGAGGCAUCAAUGAAGAAGAAAUUAUUAUAAAAACAGGAACGAAAGAAAAUCCAUUUUACUUUGGAUCUUAUUCCAAUAUUCAGGAAAUGAAGAUAGAAGCAAAGGACCCUUCUACGGAUUUGCAAGUAAGCAUUUUAGGAUUGAGUUCUUCAUAUCCAAGUAUUAAUAACAAGAAAUCUUUUACCGUUUUUACGACAAUGAAAUCAUUCAAUAAGUACAUUGUUAUUUCUCCACUACGAUCAUUAGGACUAUUUACAUGGACUCAAUAUCCCCCAGUUUUCACUGUGAACCCUCAUUCGGUUAUUAAAGAUUUCAGUGAUAUCUCAGAUAGUUUUGGUGCUGCAUCCUAUCUUGGCUUAUCCACUUUAGGUCAGCAACUUGCUGAGCAAAUUAAUGUUGUAUGGAAAGAAGAUACAACAAAACAAACAGCUUCUAAUUUCAAAAAUCCAUUUGGAGAAGAUGUGUUCUACAUUCUUCCAGGUGAUGAUGCAUUCACUCUUGAAGAAGUUAGCAAAUUUACUGAGGAUAAUAAGAAUAUAUUCACAGAAGAAAUAAAUGAAAAGUAUGCGUAUCCAGAUGAAUGCAAGGAAGCAUUAAGUAUUUAUGAUUAUCCAUAUCAUCAACAGCUCUAUAUUCCAGAAGGUGAAGCAAUAUGCGCAGAUGGAAGUUUUGUUUUCGCAUCAACGUCAAAAUACAAAGUUACAGUUUAUGAUAGGUCUAAUAAAAACGACAAAGGUAAAACAUAUGAAAAUCUAUUUAGUGUAGGUGGAUCUCAAUACUUAAGUGUUAUUAAAUGUUCUGACUCUACAGUAAAAUGCAUAAUUCAACUUGCCACAAUUACAGAGCCAAUUCAUACUGAUUCUGUAACUAAUUAUUCAUUCUUUACAACAAAGAACGAAUUUGAAUUUGAUCAAAAAGUUUUAUAUACGAAAGAUAAAAUGGUAACAUUCGGUUUAACUGCAUAUACACCAGAAAGCAAGAAAAUUGAAGGAACAGGAAGCAAUAACUUCGAUCUCUUUCUGAUGAAUAAUUCUGAGGAAUCAAAGAAAGGAAAUAUUUCAGGCCACACUAUAAUGGCAUUUCCUGAUUUGCAAAAAGGUAAAUAUGUUGAUGAGUCAAAAAUUCAUAUUACUAUUAAGCCUGAAAAAACAGCAAAUGCAAAAAACCCAUCAUAUUUUGCAAGCAAUAUUAUCUACGAAAUUCCACCUGGUGUCAAAACAGAGGAAGAAGUUAAGGCUCAUUCAGCAGAUAGCGACGUAACAUUUGUUAAAGAAAGCAAUGAAGACGAAGAGACUAAAUCGAACGGUCUUGGUGGGGGCGCAAUUGCAGGCAUCGUAAUUGGUGUGAUUGCCUUUAUUGUAAUUAUCUGCGUUCUUGUUUGGUUCUUCGUUUUUAGGAAGAAAUCGAGUGAAUCUGGAUCAGGAGAAAAAGUAUAA